This is a messenger RNA of Myxocyprinus asiaticus (Chinese sucker), 3206 nucleotides long. Its product is annotated as annexin A11-like. Gene Ontology annotation, biological process: phagocytosis; cytokinetic process. Lineage: Eukaryota; Metazoa; Chordata; Actinopteri; Cypriniformes; Catostomidae. Gene Ontology annotation, cellular component: cytoplasm. The transcript has 15 exons. Gene Ontology annotation, molecular function: calcium-dependent phospholipid binding; calcium ion binding. The record is from RefSeq and is a predicted model, not a curated record. The coding region runs from base 28 to 1470 and encodes 480 amino acids.
ACAUCAAAGAAACAUUCCAGUGUCAAGAUGAGUUACCCAGGAUACCCCCCUGCAGGUGGAAGCUACCCGCCCGGAUCAGAACCAUAUCAGCAAGCGCCCGGGGGUACAUGCCCGCCCCAGCCAGGUGCCUAUCCGCCCCAGGGAGGGUAUUAUCCACCUCAACCAGGGGCGUAUCCCCCCGGAGCAGGUUACCCACCCCAGGCGGGGGGAUAUCCUCCUCAGGCUGGUGGUUACACGGCUGCCCCCGGAGGAGGGUUCCCACCGCAGGCAGGGGGUUACCCUGCCACCCAGCCCGGAGGGUACCCGACCAUGCCUGCUGCUGGUGGGUGGGACACCCAGCCUGGCUUUGGAGCUUCUGGAGGUGGGAUGCCUCAGGGGUACCCUGGAGGUCCGGCCCCGGGACAACAGCCCAUGCCAGCAUACCCAGGUGCUCCGGCUCCAAACCCAUCAAUGCCCGGGUACGGAGGGUGUGUGCCAGCUGGACCAACACCACCUAAUGUUCCUGCAGUCAAUAAGGGUUAUCGUGGUUCCCUUAAGGACUUUCCUGGUGCGGAUCCACUCAGAGAUGUUGAAGUCUUGAGGAAAUCCAUGAAGGGCUUUGGAACUGACGAAAACACCAUUAUUGAGCUUCUCGGCAGUCGCACUAACAAGCAGCGUGUGCCGAUGGUCGCGGCAUACAAAACCACAUAUGGCAAAGAUCUGAUUAAUGAUCUGAAGUCAGAGCUGACCGGGAACUUUGAAAGUUUGGUUCUGGCCAUGAUGGAGAGUCCUGCACGGUUUGAUGCCUCUGAACUGAAGCAGGCCAUAUCAGGUGCAGGAACAGACGAGGCCUGUCUCAUAGAGAUUCUGUCGUCUCGUAAUAAUGCUGAAAUUCAGGAGAUCAAUAAAGUGUAUAAGGCAGAGUACAAGAAAUCUCUCGAGGACUCCAUCAGCAGUGACACAUCUGGACAUUUCCGUCGUCUGCUCAUCUCCCUGUCUCAGGGUAAUCGAGAUGAGCGAGAGACUGUGGAUAUUUCUCUGGCCAAACAAGACGCCCAGAAACUGUACGCUGCAGGAGAGAAUAAAGUUGGCACGGACGAGUCCCAGUUUAAUGCUGUUCUGUGCGCUCGCAGUAAACCUCAUCUCAGACAAGUCUUCCAUGAGUACCAGCAGAUGUGUGGCCGGGAAAUUGAGAAGAGCAUCUGUAGAGAGAUGUCUGGAGACGUGGAGUCUGGCAUGGUGGCAGUGGUGAAGUGUAUCAAAAACACUCCUGCCUACUUUGCCGAACGGCUUCACAAGGCCAUGCAGGGUGCAGGCACUAAAGACCGGACUCUCAUCCGCAUCAUGGUGUCUCGUUCUGAGGUGGACAUGCUGGAUAUUAGACAGGAAUAUUUACAGCAGUACGGAAAAUCUCUGUACACCCACAUCUCUGGUGACACAUCUGGUGAUUAUAAGAAGCUACUCCUGAAGUUGUGCGGUGGAAGUGACUGAAGAAACAGGAAGUUGGAUGUGUAACCAUGACGAUCGAAAAUGUGGCGUCGUCAUAUAAAUCUCGCACAUACAGUACUGUGCAAAUGUUUUAAGCACUUAAGUUGUUUCACAAAAACAUUUGUCUUAAGAUGGUUAUUUAUAUCUUCAGCUUUAGUGUGUCAAUAGGAAAUAUAAAUGUUAGACUCCCAAACAUUCCUUUUGCAAAUAGAAAAGAUUAGAAAAGAAGAACAGGGAGCCCUGCAACAGAUGUCAUGGCCCCCACAAAGCCCCCCACUGAACAUCGAGUCAGUGUGAGAUUACAUAAAGAGACAGAAGCAAUUGAGACAGUCUAAAUAGAUAGAAGAACUGUGGUGAAUUCUCCAAGAAGCUUGAAACAUCCUAUCUGCCAACAACCAAGAAAAACACCUGUGUCCAGGUGUAUCUAGGAGAAUUGGGGCUGUUUUAAAGGCAAAGGUGGUCACACUGAGUACUGAUUUAGCUUUUUUAUGUUUACUGGACUUUGUAUGACGUUAAUUGAUAAAUGGAAACUAUUUAUGACAUUAUUUAUGAAGACAUCCUCACUAUGCAACAUUUUUCACAAGUGCCUAAAACUUUUGUACAGUACUGUUUAUCAAUAGUCAAAUAAUCUCACUGUAGUGUCAUCUUAACUAAUUGUACUCUCAAAUUAUCAUUUCAUUUGUGCCUUAGUGACUUUGAUUAUUUUGUUGUUAAUUUGGUGUUUAAUCAGACUAUGCAUGAUGUCUAGAUAAUAUAUAUUUUAUACCAGUUUUUGCAUAAAUAUAAAUGCACAUUUUCUUAAUUAGCUGAUGCCAAAUAUGUGAUCAGAACUAUGUUGAAGUUGAAUAAUAAUCUCUCAACCAAAAAUACAAUCCGUUCUCCAUUUUAACAUAAUCAUCCAAAUUCUUAAUGCCCUAAAGUGCUGAAAUGAAUGCCAUAAUAUAUGCCAUAGUUUUUAUAGUGAGCUUUAUGAUCUCUAUGUAUGAAGAGUUUCGUAAAGAAAACUUAAUUAUAUCAAGGUUUCAUUAGGUGGAAUCAACCCGAAAACAUCGUCAUAUUUCACCCCAAAAUCAAACGCAAAAAAAAUAACAAAUUAAAUAAAUGGAGCUUAUUUUAGGACCAUUAAGACUUUGUUUCAUUGUAGCAUUAAGUUUGAAAUUUUUCCUCCCAAAAUUCUCAUUACUGCAAUACCGUCCGCUCGUUCGACUUUUCAAUGUUUCAUAUUUCAUUCUAUUUACUGUAACACUGUAAAACACAGUACUACAAUCAAUCAGCAAAUGCUACAAUGAUGUAUAAAAAUGUUACAAUUUUGGUCAUAUUUUUUUUCACAGUACCGUAAUGAGAAUGAGAUCCUUUCAGGAAAAUAUUUUAAUAUUUAUAAUAUAUAGUCACAAUGCCAAAAGUCUUAAUGGUCCUAUAAUAGGCCUUAUUUUCUUUAUGCUACAUUUCUUAUUUUUCUUAUUUUUGAUUUUGUGGUGAAAUAUGACUCACUUUGUUAAGUGUCAUGCAUGACUAGUGUAAAUGUUUAUUAUUGUGCCAGUAGAGGGCUGCUAAGCAGAAGUUUGAGAGAAUAUUCUAACCUUUAUGUCUUGUGCUGUAUAUUAACUGUGUAGACUAAUCUUUAUCAUGGAUUUACUGACCUGUGGUUGCCAAUGUGUUCAUGGAAUCAACUAAUGUCUGUUACUUAACACACACAUGUGAGGAUGUUAUUGUUGUGCCUGUUAAAUCCGCAUCUGGAA